UUUCCUCUAUUUUAAUUCUGUAUGUUCUACAAACUUCAGUUUUGGAAUUGGACGUGACUUUACAUCAAAGCGAUAUCUUGCAUAAAUGAUUGCUUGAAUUAUAGAUUAAUUGCAGCAGGUAACUAUACAAAAACUCUGUUAAGAGCUUAACCUAACAUGCUAAUAGAUGAAAUAGAUAUUUUGCCAAUUCUUAAACAUUGCCAAUUCAUAUAGAAUAUAACUUGGUAUUUUUACCAUUGCUAAGGAAAUAUCUUCGUUAGUAAUUCACCAAUUUCCUAAUCGUACUUUCAUCCGACAACCCUUUCCUGGUUUUAUUACGCUAUUCGUGAGGAUAUUGUAAUGUAUAUGUGGAAUGCGCUUCAUAAUUUAUUGGUAUUUUUAAUAGGUCAAUAAAGAAAUUACGAUAUGCGGCAAGUAUUCAUUUAUUUAUGCUAAGUAGGGUUAAGGUGCCUGAUAAGAUUCAAUUGUAAACGAAUGGAAAUAGAUAGGGGUUUUUAACAAAAUUACUCUUUUUGUGCAACGGUACAAUCUAAGCUAUGAAUCAAGGAAGCGUAGUUACAGUACGAUUUGCUACUCAAGAUGACGUGGAUAAAAUACUCCACGUGUCAGAGGGAAUCUAUGAUGGAAGAGACUACCUUCCUGUUGUCCUUAAACAAUGGCUAAAUCAUGAGAGAAAGCUGAUAUAUCUUGCAGAGUACGAGGGCGAAGUCAUUGGGUUACAAGUUGCAACCAUCGCAGAAGACCAACAGUCAUUUGUCACUCAAGCACUGAGAAUUCAUCCAAAAUAUCGUGGGAAAAAGCUGAGCUACCAACUAACAGAGGCUGUUAUUACAAGUAUUCGGAAAAGCCUUCCUCAAGUAUUGAAGAAUAGGAGUGUAUGCUCGAAAAAUUCGCCUGCUUUUUUGAUGUUUAGGAACAAAGGUUUUAAGCCCAUUAUGGAGCAAAGAGUACAUGCGCUUCAAAGGUUGCCUUCUGACGUCCUUACCCAAAAAUGCCCAGAAUUAUGCGAUUCCGAAUUGGUACCUUUGGGUACAAAAGAUGCACUGGAAUUGUACAAGAGCGAAAAACUGUUGAAUAUCAUUGGUUCGCACAGCGUUGUCUUGGUCGAUAAUGUUUUUCCUCACAAACUUCCAGAGGAUGCUCAUAUUGUAGCGAAGAAAGUAGAAAAUACAGUCUUUGUUGACGUGUCCUUACAGGAGUUUCGAAACGGAAAAUUUCCAAAGUCUUUCAGCCAAGGCGUGCUGUCAAAAAGAGUUGCGACAGAUAUAUGGAUUUGCCAAAUUUAUACAGAUGAUACCGAGCUUUACAAGAAACAUUUUCUACGUCAAUUGAAUGCCGCUGCCCAAAGAAUUCAAAGGAAGGAAUUUAUUUUUCGUUUCUUUCAAAGUAGUUGUUCACAGUUUGAUGGAUGCAAAUUGGUGAAAGAUGAAAUUUCUCGUCUGAAGCUGAAUUGUGAGGUGGAAAGUGAAGUUCGUGUUCUUUUGGAAUAUGAUCUGAAAUGAUUUAGGAUAUUCUAACUAUAUGUGUACGUUGUGUUAUAUGUUAUAACAAAAGCAAUAUAGAUAGAUAUUAUCAUUCAGUGAGUCACAUAGAAGCGAGGUGGUCGUAGACAUUUAGACAUUUAGUACAAUUGUCAUUUACAAUAUUAAGUUAUGUUCGAAGUCGAACAAUAAGGACUUCAUGGAAUUUCAAUAUCAACGGAAUGAUUACCAACUACAACAAAUUACAAGGACCUUGUAACCCUGUCAAGUCCGAAUAGACAAUUUCCGGGAUACACGGGCACUUUGGAAAAUAUUCCGGCAAGUUUUACCUAUUUUUUCAGCGCGCAGCUGUGAUAUUUUUGAAAGCGGGGAAUGUCGGAGGAGAACUAUGAAAUCAGAUGCCUAAGAUCAUACCAACACAAUAUAGUGUGAUUAGAGUUAGUACGCAAAUUUUGAGUGAUUUCUUCCACUGUUCGCGUGAUAAUUUUAAAACCUCCAUAAAAUAUGUCAUGUAAAAGGUUUUGCUUAGUUAAAACUGAGCUUCAUUCCCCAGCAUUUUCCAUUGCCUUUAAAGGCAUUAAGAUGAUCCCAGAUCUUAUUGAUGCACUAGUAAGAACUAGUAUCUAAAUUCCAAAUGCCACCCUUUUCAAGAUCCUCUUUAAACAUUACUUAGUGAUCAUUUGUAGUGCCACUCACUGUGUAGAAAUAGUUUGAAUAAUUAUUUAGUUCCCAAUAAAAAAUUGAUAAUAAUGAAUAAUAAGCCAAUAAAUAAUUCAACGAAGUAUAGCUGAAUCGGGUUACUUUGAGAAUAAAUACAUGAUGAUUCUAAAGGGCUCUUGUAAAGCAAUUUGCAAAUGCUGUAUAGAAACAGAUUUAAAAUUUAAAAUGUAAAUGUAAUCAAAAUAUAUGUAUGUAAUGAACUGUUGUGAAGUUAUUUAUCAUUUCGCUCCUUAACGGUUAGCUCAUUCUAUAAUAAUAAUAAUAAUAAUGUGCAAUUUAUAUAGCGCAAAUAUCCGUACGUUCAUAUGCGCUUUACAGUAAGAAGAUUUGAAUAACAA
Molecule: messenger RNA, 2539 nt
Organism: Exaiptasia diaphana
Lineage: Eukaryota; Metazoa; Cnidaria; Anthozoa; Actiniaria; Aiptasiidae
Exons: 1
Coding region: 537-1502 (321 amino acids)
Molecular function (GO): acyltransferase activity, transferring groups other than amino-acyl groups
Source: RefSeq, a predicted model, not a curated record